AAAACACAUAAAUUCCUAGAUUUUCUGGCAUGUCUGAAAGUCCCCUUCGACAAAUAUCGCUAUCCCUCAGUAUUUUACUGCCAAACUCAGUCGUAGAAGUAUAAAUUAUCAUCUGUGUUACAAUAAUGACACGUAUCACUGAAAGCCUUAUCAGGAAGAGAGCGGAACACAACAAUUGUGAGAUCUCAACAUUAGAGGAAGUCUCGUUGCAUCAACAAGACAUUGAUAGAAUUGAAAACAUUGAUAGAUGGUGCAGAGAAUUGAAGAUAUUGUACCUGCAGAGUAAUCUCAUUCCAAAAAUUGAAAAUGUUGGUAAGCUGAAGAAGUUAGAAUAUCUUAACCUGGCACUCAAUAAUGUGGAAAGAGUGGAAAAUCUGGAAGCUUGUGAAUCAUUAAAGAAACUUGACCUGACUGUGAACUUCGUUGGAGAAUUGACAAGCAUAGAAUGUUUAAAAGAUCUCUACCAGUUUGAAGAAUUGUAUCUGACUGGUAACCCCUGUACAGAUUAUGACGGCUACAGAGACUAUUGUAUAGCGGCACUUCCAAAGCUAAGAAGGCUAGAUGGCGUUGCUAUAGAGAAAUCGGAGAGAAUCAAGGCAGUUCAGGAAUACUCGCCCCUGAAAGAAAAGAUUAUUCUGCAGCAAGAGCAAUAUAAAAGAAAAAGGGAGAAAGAAAAAGAAGAAGCUAAUAAAAAGAAGGAGAAAGAAGUGACAGAAACGAAGCCUGGCUUUGAUGGCAGAUGGUACACCGAUAUAAACUCUGGGGACAAAAAAUCAACAGUUGAAAUUACGGAACUGACUGAGGAGGAUGAAGGAACCAAUGCUGAUGAAGAAGAUUCAAAGUUUUGGAAUGAAAAAUGUGCAUUUACGCCGGAAUCCAGGCUAGAGGUUCAUGAACAAAUACAGAAACAGAAAAAGCGAGAAGAAAAAGAUGACAAAGGACCACAAAAAAGAGAGCGGAAGUUGUUUACUGAUGAUGGCCGACCUCUUAAUGUUAACGAGGCUAAAAUGGAUUUCUCACUAACAGAAGAUGAAGAUGAAAACACAAUGAUGCUGGAUGUUCCUGUCUACAAACACCUCGACACUUCGCUCUUAGAUGUUGAUGUUCAGACGACCUAUGUCAAAGUUGUUAUAAAGGGAAAGAUUUUCCAACUCGUCCUGCCAGAAGAAGUGAAUCCUGAUAAAAGUAACGCUAAGAGGUCUCAGAUUACGGGCCAUCUUGUGAUCACCAUGCCCAAGGCCAAGGCUGUGAUAAAGGCACCAAAACCAAAGGAGUUGCUUAAAGAAAAUAAAGCUGAUGACAGAGGUGACAGACCCAGGAAAACUUGCGAGAGACUGGAGGUUGAUCCUAGCAAGGCUAAAAAGAUGGAUUAUGGAAAUAUUUAUACUGAUAAGAAGAUAGUUCCACCGCUAGGACACAGAGACAUCCGCAAACAACUUGAAGAGAGACCAAACAGUGAAGACUUUGUGGACGAUCCUGAUGUUCCACCGCUGUUUUGAGAUUUGAGGAAGACGAUGUGCGACUUGAAAUUUGGUGCCGGCACCAGCGUUGGUGUACAAAAGUGAACAGAAACACCACCAGUGUUAAAGGGUCCUUAUCCCUCCAUUCAAAUAUUCCACAGAAGUGCAUUUUGUGGAGCAGUAACUAUUUACCAACUACUUCAUGUUCCUUCAAUGAUAAGCCUAGCUGAGAACAAUGACCAUUGUUGUAAUGGUAAGGCAUAACAAGUCAUCCUAGCCAUUGCUCUGUGGCACAAAAAGACAUUACGUGGGAUUCGUGAUUUCCAUUUCUUCCCUUCAUCUUUUGAGGACAAAGUCACAACCAGAAUGCAGGGAUAUGUUUACUUUUACUACGGUGUUGUGUUUGUGUGGAGGAAACACCACUGGUGUGUUUGUACAACAAGAUAAACAUUCCAGACAUCCUUGGCCUUAUGUCCAGCUUCACAAGUGCCAAGUCGCAUCUUGGCGAGAUUAAUGUCCUUAGCAGAAUGUCUUACAAACUUUUCAACACAUUCAUAGCGCAUGCGUCCAGGCAAUUCCGUCCAGACCUGUCAUAAUCUUUUUGCUUUUUUUACACUGUCUGUAACAGAUGUACCAUUCCAUUUUAAUUAAAUAUCGAGAUGUUUUGUAAAAAGACGCUUCUAUUAGU
Messenger RNA from Lineus longissimus, 2148 nucleotides. Its product is annotated as dynein axonemal assembly factor 11-like. Gene Ontology annotation, biological process: outer dynein arm assembly. The record is from RefSeq and is a predicted model, not a curated record. Gene Ontology annotation, cellular component: cytoplasm. NCBI's taxonomy places the organism in Eukaryota, Metazoa, Nemertea, Pilidiophora, Heteronemertea, Lineidae. The transcript has 16 exons. Bases 126 to 1499 code for a protein of 457 amino acids. Gene Ontology annotation, molecular function: protein binding.